Mus musculus (house mouse) is the source of this 1747-nucleotide messenger RNA. RefSeq names its product COMM domain containing 5 (gene Commd5). Lineage: Eukaryota; Metazoa; Chordata; Mammalia; Rodentia; Muridae. The coding region runs from base 129 to 803 and encodes 224 amino acids. The record is from RefSeq and is marked validated. Gene Ontology annotation, cellular component: cytoplasm; nucleus. The transcript is spliced from 2 exons.
AAGUUUCAGCUGCUGCCAGCCACAGCCAGCUCCUGCGGAUAGCUUCCUCCAGGUGCAGAGGGCGUUCAAGGCUUAGCUACUGUGGUUAGUACCUUCUCUCCGGCCUGGUCAAGAAAGGGAAAGGAAGGAUGUCUGCGUUGGGGGCUGCGGCUCCAUACUUACACCAUCCAACUGACAGUCACAGCGGCCGGGUCAGUUUCCUGGGUUCCCAGCCCUCUGCAGAAGUGACGGCAGUGGCCCAGCUCUUGAAGGACUUAGACAGGAGCACCUUCAGAAAGUUGUUGAAACUCGUAGUCGGGGCCCUCCAUGGGAAAGACUGCAGAGAGGCCGUGCAGCACCUUGGUGCCAGCGCCAACCUGUCAGAGGAGCGUCUGGCCGUCCUGCUGGCGGGCACACACACCCUGCUCCAGCAGGCUCUCCGGCUGCCCCCUGCCAGUCUGAAACCAGAUGCCUUCCAGGACGAACUCCAGGAACUUGGCAUUCCCCAAGAUAUGAUUGGAGAUCUGGCCAGUUUGGCAUUUGGGAGUCAACGCCCUCUUCUCGACUCUGUAGCCCAGCAGCAGGGAUCCUCGCUGCCUCGUGUGUCGAAUUUCCGGUGGCGGGUGGAUGUGGCCAUCUCAACCAGUGCUCAGUCCCGCUCCCUGCAACCGAGUGUUCUCAUGCAGCUGAAGCUCACAGAUGGAUCGGCACACCGCUUCGAGGUGCCCAUAGCCAAAUUCCAGGAGCUGCGCUACAGCGUGGCGUUGGUCCUUAAGGAGAUGGCAGAGCUGGAGAGAAAGUGUGAGCGCAAACUGCAGGACUGAACCCUGGUACUGUGGGGUGCUGAAGCUGGUACCAGAACCCAGCCGCACUGGUGAUGAGGAUGUAAGAACAUAUUUUAAGUGAAAAGACAGCUGGGACUUUUGGGUUUUGUUUUACAAGUAAACAGCUGGGCUGAGGCUGGAGAAUGUGAAAUGUAAGGCCGGCCUGGCUGGGUUUUACGUAGUGAGGCUCAGUUUCGAAUUAAAGAGGUAAAGCAACUAUUAAAAACAUGUUAUUCUAUUAGGGAAUUAAACCUACCUGUCCCUUCCCCAGCUGUGCUCCUGGAUGAGACGAUGUGCAGAGCUAAGUCCAGAUGAAGAUCUCUUACAACAUACAACAUGGUUGCUCAGCAUGGCUGAACUCUGCCCAUUUGCUUUCCUAAGUCCUGUGCUUUGCUGCGGACGUGUUUAUUCUUUUGCCCUAAAUUCCUGCUUUCCUGAAGCUGACAUCCUAGUGGAAAGAUCAGAGGGGGUGGGGGGAAGACAUUACAAAUACUAAAUAUGCAUUAAAUAAUGUUUGGUAUAUAUAACAUUAAAUACAUAUUUUAAAUAUUAAGACAUGAGAACAGGGCCGGAGGAUUGAUUGAGCAGUGAAGAGCACUUGCCCUUGCAAAGAGGACUUGGGUUCAAGUCCCAGCAUUCACGUGGUGGCUCACAACCUUCUGUAACUUCAGUUGUGGGGGAAGGGCAGGGGGGACCCAACACCAAGACAUCCAACACAGGCACAUAUGUGGUACUCAAACAUACAUGCAAGCAAACUACUCAUACUCAGAAAGUUGUAAAUCUAAAACAAACAAUAAAACUAUGAGUACAGCUUGUGACAAUUGAAUAGAGCCAGGUCAGAUGAGGAGAAGGUUGGUCACAGGAGUACUCUGCAGACGGAUCAAGUGGUGUGUCGGCUGCUAGUGAAGCCAUGCAGCGUUAGUGGAUUAAAACCUUUGAAUGUG